AUGGCCGGUCCCAAUAUGGCAGCCCUUACCCCGGCUCAUAUUGAGCUGGCAAACUCCCUCACCCAGGACGAGCUGCCUACGAAGCUACGAUGUGCGAUUUGCAGCAAGCUAGCCAUCGAAGCUUUUCGACUACCGUGUUGCGAGACGGCGAUAUGCGAGAACUGCCAAUCGACGCUGCCCUCCUCCUGCCCAGUUUGCGAACAUUCCCCCGUCUCCGGUGCGGACUGCACUGUCUACAAGUCCCUCCGAAUCACGAUCAGAGUGUUUCUAAAGACGGAGGAGAAGAAGCGUGAAGCUGCUCGGCCCAAAACCACCAGCUCUGUCCCACCAACACCCGUCGAAGCCACCCCAACACCAAUCCAAACACAAGGCCCGACGGUUCCUCCCGCUGCAGAACCUGUGACGGCUGUGGACAAUGAACCAGAAUCUGCCUCAACAGAGCCUGCACCAACAGAGCCUGCGGUACCUAUUGCAGUACCCGGAGAUGACAAAGCUGCGACCUCCGAGAACGUGGUGAAUGGUCUGCCAGAGCAGGGUUCACCAGUUACCAACACUUCCGACGAGCCCAAGAUUGAACCUGUGGAGACUGAUCGGCAGGUUUCCGAAGUCCAAACAAACGGAGGUGCUGCAGGGGUAGAGCCAAGCAACGAAGGUGCUGAGAAUGCAGACGUCGUUGGCCAGUCAGAGCAAGCGGGCACGCACUUUGGUCUGAAUGCAAUGAACGGUAAUUACAACAUGAGUUUCGGCGGUGGAGACAUGAGCCAAAUGCAGAUGAUGAUGGCGGCCAUGCAAAACGGGAUGAAUCCAGCUGCGUUUGGCGCUUUCAAUCCUAUGAUGGGAAUGAUGGACCCUAUGGCGAUGCAGAACAUGAUGAUGAGCGGUGGCUUCGGAGCGCAAGGCAUGGGCAUGAACGGCAUGAACAUGAACAUGAACAUGGGCAUGAAUGGGUUCAACGGUGGCGGCAGUGACUGGAACGGACAACAAUCAUGGAACGUCGGCCAAGAUAAUUUCAAUCCAAGUGCUCCUGGCAUGGGAAAUGGUGACUUUGGCAACUUUAACGCAGGCUCCCGUACAGGUAACUUCGGUCAUCACAACCAGUUCAAUGACUACCGCCGCGGCAACUACGCAUACCGAGGAAGAGGCCGAGGACGUGGAUUCUACGGGGGCUAUAGCCGUGGAAACCACCAGGGAUAUAAUGGUUCAAACGCGGGCUGGGGUGACAAGACAUCCCAAUUUGCAGGUACCAAUGACGGUCAGCCAACGACGUCCAAUGAUGCGCAGGCUAGCGAAGCCAUGCAAGUCAAGGUCGAUGAGUUUGGUAGGACGAUUCGUACAGACUCAGAGGGACAUGACGUCGCAGAAGGAAGUCAAGCUCCGACUACUGCUCCGGGGGACAACGACCUAGCCUCAGAGAAAACCGAACAAGUAGUCAAGGAUCCUGUGUCCCAAUCUGCGGAGGCGCAACAUGACUCUGCGAACUCCGCUGGUGAUGUGCCUUCUGCGGAUGUGCGUUCGAACUCUCAAGGGCCCACGUACCGAAGUCUCAGUUCAGUGCCUCAACAGGCCGUGGUCCCAGAUGUCCCGCUGAAUGCACCCAAGGGGCCCAAAGCCAUGCUUCAGGGCCUACCUAACACUAGCCUGCACCACUUGAAAUCACGUGGCCUCAUCACUGAUGAAAGAAGUCCAAGUCUGGGUACUGAUGCUCCGGUGGUGGCUAGUCCAAUGAAGGAUCGGGCCAUGUCGCGGAGUAGUUCUCUGCAUUCGCGGAAAGACAACAAAGACCGCCGCCGUGAUGAGCGUCGUCGGGAGCAUGACCUUGACGAGAAGAGCAGAGGGAGGGAAUACGAGAGAGGUCCCAGUCAAUCAAGGACCCAUAGCGUGUCCAAAAGCCGCAGUCGAAGUCGAGAUCGUAAGGAGACUCGCAGGCACAGGCGACAUCGCUCUCCCUCCUUGUCUGGUGACAGUCGUGACGAUGAGCACCGCCGUAAAAAGCAUAGGAGCAAGCGACAAUCUACUAGAGAUGACGACGACUACAAGAGUCGGCCCAGGGAGGACAAGUACGACCGGCGGUCUAGAUCGGCUUCCCCUAUCGACCGUGAGUAUAAGCGGUCAGAUCAUCGAAACCAACGUAAUCGAGACGAGAAACGACGGGAUCGCGACAAGGACAGAGAGAAGGAGGAUGACUAUGACCGUUCCCGCAAGUCUGGUCACCGUUCUCACCGCGAUCGUGGUGAGGGUCGAGAACGUGACAAGGAACGAGAGAAGGAACGAGACAGAGCGCAUGGAAAGGACCGUGCUCGUACCCACGAAAAGGACCAUCGCCAUCGCAGCAGCAAGGUUUCCAACACGGCACCUCCAACGCCGGUCGAGCCCUCAGAUAAGGGUUUCAAUCCCCCGACUGGCCCUCGUGGUAGUUUCUCGAUUUUCUCGAUCAAGGGGGCCAGCAGCAAGCCGUUGUCCGCGCUUGAUAACAACAAGCCUUCGAGCAGUCGAUCGUCAAACCCACAUAGGCGCGAGAGCGAGUCUUCCCGCCGUGCCUCACAAUCAUCCACCGCUGGUCACAAAUUGACUUCUGGUGGACCGGCAAAAGAUGCCCACACCCUGGAGCGAGAAGCACGAGACCGCGAGCGUCUGCUUAAGGAAGCCCAACGUAUAGCUGGCUUGACUGGCUUAGCCGGCCGUGCCGGCGUGAAGCGCAGCCGCGAAGGAGCCGAUGAUCGAGGCGGUCGUCGGAAGAGUCGCCGCAGCGAGGCUGUUAGCACGGAAGACGAAGAGCAGCGAAUGAGGCGAUUGGAGGCGGAACGUGAGGGUCGACGCUGGGAUUAG
Anthostomella pinea is the source of this 2826-nucleotide messenger RNA. The record is from the annotation of a GenBank genome assembly. NCBI's taxonomy places the organism in Eukaryota, Fungi, Ascomycota, Sordariomycetes, Xylariales, Xylariaceae.